AUGGUUUCCGUUUCUUCCCCACAUUUUGUAAUAUUCCCAUUCUUGGCUCAAGGCCACACCAUUCCCCUCAUCUACCUUGCUCGUAUACUCUGGCAGCACCAUCUCCCUGUCACAAUAGUCACUACCCCCGCCAACUCUCCAUUAGUCCGCUCUACUCUCCAAGAUGCUGCCAUCUGCGUUGUUGAACUAGCUUUCCCAGAAAAUAUUGAAGGAAUUCCUUAUGGGGUUGAAAAUACUGAUAAACUUCCCUCCAUGUCACUGUUUCAUCAAUUCGCAAAUGCCACGAAACUGAUGCAGCCACAUUUUGAAAAAGCACUUGAGGAUCUCCAACCGGUGGGAUGCAUAAUAUCAGAUGCAUUUCUUGGAUGGACUCAAGAUUCUGCAGCAAAGAUGGGAAUUCCAAGAAUCGGUUUCUAUGGAAUGAGCAGCUUUGCUUCAACCUUAUCCGCGAUUAUCGCUAUUGAAAGGCCCCAUGCACUUACUACAUCAAUUGAUGAGCCCUUUUCUAUCCCUAGCUUCCCUAAAUUAAGCUUAACAAGAAAUGAUUUCAUGCCACCAUUCGGUGAUCUUGAACCAAAAGGUCCUUGGGUUGAUUUCAUGAUAGAGCAGAGCACCGCAAUGGCAAAAAGCUACGGAGUGAUUGUCAACAGCUUUUAUGAGCUUGAACCAGCCUAUACCGACUAUUGGAACGAAUGCAUCGGACCCAAAGCCUGGUGUCUUGGCCCUUUCUCAGCAGCCAAGCCACCAGCAAUAUUAGCUAAAGAAUCAGAAAAGCCAGCAUGGAGGCUCUGGCUUGACGAGAAAUUGAUGAGUGGAGAACCAGUUUUGUACGUGGCAUUUGGAACUCAGGCCGAAAUAUCCCAAGAGCAACUGCUUGAAAUCGCAAAUGGUCUAGAAAAAUCCAAGGCGAAUUUCCUGUGGGUCAUAAGAUCAAAAACCCUGGAAAUCUUGGAAGGAUUUGAAGAAAAGGUGAAGGAUAGAGGGAUCAUAGUGAAAGAGUGGGUUGAUCAAAUGGAAAUAAUCAGGCACAAGAGCGUACAAGGGUUCUUGAGUCAUUGUGGAUGGAACUCAGUUACCGAAGCCAUUUGCGCAGGAGUGCCCAUCUUGGCAAUGCCAACGAUGGCUGAACAACAUCUGAAUGCAAGACUUGUGACAGAAGUUGUCGGUGUAGGACUGAGAAUUGUGCCAUGCAAUGGAUCAGUGAGGGGCUUUGUGAAGUCGGAGGAAGUGGAGAAGAAAGUCAGAGCGCUGAUGGAAGGAACAAAAAGGCAGGAGAUAAGGAGGAAGAUGAAGGAGGUUGGAGAAGCUGCUUGUGGAACAAUGAAAGAAGGUGGUUCCUCAUGGAAAUCUUUAGAGCAACUCAUCCAUGGCAUAAGAAAUUAUAGGAAGAAAUAA
Coffea eugenioides is the source of this 1395-nucleotide messenger RNA. Its product is annotated as UDP-glycosyltransferase 90A1-like. The transcript has a single exon. The record is from RefSeq and is a predicted model, not a curated record. Bases 1 to 1395 code for a protein of 464 amino acids. NCBI's taxonomy places the organism in Eukaryota, Viridiplantae, Streptophyta, Magnoliopsida, Gentianales, Rubiaceae. Gene Ontology annotation, molecular function: UDP-glycosyltransferase activity.